Molecule: messenger RNA, 3051 nt
Organism: Pseudozyma flocculosa PF-1
Lineage: Eukaryota; Fungi; Basidiomycota; Ustilaginomycetes; Ustilaginales; Ustilaginaceae
Exons: 1
Coding region: 1-3051 (1016 amino acids)
Source: RefSeq, a predicted model, not a curated record
AUGGACGAGUUCGGCUACCACGCCACCCACAGCCUCUCCGCCGAGAUUCGACCCGAAGGAUCCAGCAAGGACAGCCUCAAGCUGCGCCCGCUCAUGCUGCCUGGCCUUUCAGCACAGAAUCAGUAUCCCCCCGUUCAGCGGCUCAACAUCCCCAACUCGCGCAGCGUCCCCUCGGGAUGCGUCAUCAGGAGGGUCUCCCCGGGCCGCAGGCAGCACCACCCGCCGCGUCGCACCAUCGAGUCGGAAGCCGAGUCGAGCUCGGAAAGUGACUAUGAGAUGGGCCCAGAUCGUCGCAGGGCGACAGCUUCGCACGACGUUGUCUUCGAUUGCCUCUCGCCAGAGCACAGCGUGUCUGGACAGGGCAGAGGCGCCCUGUCUAGAUCGCGCUCCGAGACCUUUAGCUUCCCGCUGCCACCGACGGACCGUCCACGUCCUGCGGGACGGCUCCCCUCAACGCGGAGGCGGCCAACGGCGACGGCCUUGAGGGUACCCUCCAGCGUCCGUACGGCGUCUUUCCGCGCCGAUGCCGAGGCUUUCAUCAACCAGGCUAGCCCGUGCCUGCCGCUGGCGGCGUGCACCUUUUCUCCCAUGCAGUGGCCGGCAUCGCUCGCUCUAAGCGGCAGCCAGGGCUGGUCGCCAGACUCGAGCAGGGCAGCGUCCCCAGUCUUGGUCGACGCCGGACUGGUGAUGGAGAAGAGCGACAGCAAGUCCGGGUCGAUUGGCUGCGAGGUUCUCAGGCCAGACGAAGAUCUGGUCUGCUCGCCAAUCAGCAGCGGCCGUAGUGAGCGUAGCAUGCCGCCGAGCUACCAGCAAGCCAGCCAACUGCCCGCGUAUCAGGAUCAGCAAUCAUCGCCGCCGUGUCUCGAUGACGGUGCGGGAUCGGAUUCGAGCGAGUCAGAGGCCGAGUCCGACGCCGAUGCCCAGAAGCUGGCACGCCUGCAUGCCAGCUUCCACCUGCUGGACAACGACGGCGAGUUGCUGCUGUCCUCGGGCCGACAGGAGCCCAGCGCUUCGCUCGACCACGUCCUCGGCCUCUCGGUCGAGGAGCAGAUGGCCUUCCUCUGUGGCAUGGGGUACCGGUACCGCAAACCCACCGCUUCACUGGUCCCUUCGCUCACCGACAACGAGGAUGCCAGCGACUACGACGGCGAACGCGCAGAGGUCGGCAGCAGUUGGUCCAGCUCGCACGACUCGGACGAGACCCGGGUCGAGCACAGCCCCAUCCAGCUGGCCGAGCAGCAAGGCCGGCGACAGCCGUCGAUCCGAUUCGGCGCGGAAGUUGACCGGCGACUGGCCUCCAAUGCCACUUCGGCCCGCUCAUCGCCGAUCCUCUCUGGAGCGCUUUCGGCUGACAGGCUCGAUGCCGAGCCUCUGGACAAGGUGGGCUCGCUCAACCUCGGUGGCGACGAUUCGAUGCCCACGACGCCCGCCGACGUCGCCUCGCCUCUGGGGCCCAACGAGAUCGAUGUCACGCGCCUGUGCGCUCGUCCGCUCGCCUUCAAUACCCCCUCGCCCAGGUUUGAUCGCACGGACAAGGAGGCUGCCGUCACGCUCAAAGACGAGGACAUGGCUGGCACGCCGCUCAUCAUGCGGGAGUUCAGCUACCUCGUCGACGACAGCCUGCAGUGGUCUUCGAACUCGACGGCAACGACGCCACGGGAGGAGAAGGCAGCGCACCUCUGCGAUAGCCCCUUUGACGCGCCGCUGACGACGCCGGAGCUGGAGCUGGACGGAUGCAUCCUCGACCCGAUGGAGGCGCUCCCUUCCCCUCUGCCGGUCGGCGCCCGACCACUGGUCGGAGAUCACGAGGCCACUCCCGCAUCACAGUCCGGCCAGAUGGAGCGGAGCCCGCUGCCCACCCUCACCCGGUCCAUCACCUGCCCGACCGGCUUCGAGCAGGAAGGCAGUACGAGGUUCGAAAUGGUGCCGCAGUUCCACCGGCCCUUUUCUGGACAGCUCACGCUCCCGCCGAAAGUGCCUCGACCGACCGUGCGACCGACAGACGAUGGACUCGCGCCGGGGAGACCGGGUCUCCCGACCUCGAUGUCGACCUCGGUCUUGUCGCGCCCACGCCCGCUGGGGCGGCAGACCGCAUCUUCCUUCUUCGCCGGCACCGAUCUGCAGGCCACCGAGAUGUCGUUCGCCAAAGCGCGACGCCUGGGCGCACGACGGCCUUCGGUCCCUGCCCGGCACAGCUCGUUGGACCUCAAGGGCGAGUUUGAACGAGGUCAGAGCGACGCGAGCGAAGAGGCGCGCUCCUACUUUUCCUCGGACUCCGAAUUCGACGACGACGAAGACGACGAGUCGUGCAGCAGCACGACGGCCGCGAUGGACUGCCGACGCAACAGCGACCCGGCCAAGCGGAGCAAGCGACUGAGCCAGGUCUCGAAAAAGUCGGACUCGUUUCCGAACCCGCAUCUCGGCCUGGAUCCGGCGCGCGCCGCCAGCAUACACCGUCGCAACGCUGCGCGCGAGCUGAGCGCCUCGGACCUGGCCAGGGCGUACGACGUUUCGACGCGACACCGCGACCUCCUCGCCGCCUCGUCGCUCGCCGCCGCUGCCGCACGGUCCCGCCGCCGUCCCGCGCAGCUGCACCGCGACAACCCCGACGGCGGAUCCGUCGCGUCCGAAGAGGAGUCGGAGCCAGAGCAGCAGGGUACGUACUACCUCUCGCCCGCGACCACGUCGGCGGCGAAGCGGUACGAUGCGCGGUCCAAGUCGCUCCCCACGCUCUACGUCGCACGCACGGAGGCACAGCGCAGGCAGGGCGUCACGGGCCUCGACGAGACCGAGCCUGCCCGCAUCGCCGACGUCGAGAGGUACGUUGCCGCACGCCGGGCCGGCAAGUUCGGCCGGGGCGCUGCGGCGAUCCCCAAGCCCAGCAAGCUCCGAUCGCGGUCGAGCCGCGUCGUCGCUCUCUUUGCUGGUCGGUCCGGUGGACUCGACACGCUAAAGGGGCCCGAAGUGGACGAGGAACGCUCUGUCAUCCGCCUGAACACGCCGAGGAGGGGCGUGUUGAUCGUCGAGGAAAAGUGGGUCGAGGUGGUGUAG